Messenger RNA from Sporothrix brasiliensis 5110, 1107 nucleotides. Its product is annotated as high-affinity iron transporter. The record is from RefSeq and is a predicted model, not a curated record. Lineage: Eukaryota; Fungi; Ascomycota; Sordariomycetes; Ophiostomatales; Ophiostomataceae. The coding region runs from base 1 to 1107 and encodes 368 amino acids. Gene Ontology annotation, cellular component: high-affinity iron permease complex; plasma membrane. The transcript has a single exon. Gene Ontology annotation, molecular function: ferrous iron transmembrane transporter activity. Gene Ontology annotation, biological process: iron ion transmembrane transport.
AUGGGCAAAAACGUUUUCGCCGUCCAGGUGUUCUUCAUCGUCUUCCGCGAAUGUCUCGAGGCAGGCAUUAUCCUCUCGGUCCUCUUCUCGUUCCUGAAACAGGCCCUCGGUGGCCCUGACCAGGACCCUGCCAUAUACAAGAAAAUGCGGCGGCAGGUCUGGCUCGGUGCAGGCACCGGUGUGCUCAUCUGCUUCAUCAUCGGUGGCGCCUUCAUCGGCGUGUUCUACGGCCUCGGCCGCGACAUCUGGACCCGAGCGGAGCAGCUGUGGGAAGGCAUCUUCUACCUGAUUGCGACCAUCAUCAUCACCGCCAUGGGCCUGGCCCUGCUCCGCAUCAACAAGAUGCGCGAGAAGUGGCGGGUCAAGAUCGCCCAGUCGCUCGUCACGCACCACUCCAUCAAGGACGGCACCUUUAUGUGGAUUCGCGAGUGGGGCCGCCGCAACGUCAUGUUCAUCCUGCCCUUCAUCACGACCCUGCGUGAGGGUGUCGAGGCUGUCGUGUUCGUGGGUGGUGUCUCGCUGAGUCUGCCCGCCACCGCCUUCCCCAUCCCCGUCAUCACGGGCAUAAUCGCUGCUCUCAUCAUCGGCCUCUUGCUCUACCGCGGCGGCAACCACAUGACCAUCCAGGCCUUUUUGAUCUUCUCGACCAGCGUCUUGUACCUGAUUGCGGCCGGCAUGUUCUCGCGCUCUAUCUGGUUCUUUCAGUACUAUGUUUUUGCCAAGCGCGUCGGUGGCGAUGUCGCCGAGGCCGGCAGCGGGCCGGGCUCGUACGACAUCACCGCCACCGUCUGGCACGUCAACUACGGCAACCCCGAAAUCAGCAACGGCUGGGACGUGUUCAACGCGCUGUUGGGCUGGCAGAACACGGGCACCUACGGCACCAUCAUCUCAUACAACCUCUACUGGCUGUUCAUCAUCGUGUCGAUUUUCUUUUUGCUGUACGAGGAGCGCACUGGCUGGCUGCCGUUUGCCCGCCCCACGCUCAACUUUUUCAGCCGUGUUCCGGGCUUCAAAAGCUGGGCGCGAAAGCGGAUUGCUGCCCACGAGGUGGACGCCGACGAUGUCGUCAACCGUGUCCAGGCCGAGCACUUGGUUGGUCAGAACUAA